Messenger RNA from Manduca sexta (tobacco hornworm), 3049 nucleotides. RefSeq names its product paramyosin, long form (gene Prm). Gene Ontology annotation, biological process: peptidyl-threonine phosphorylation; actomyosin structure organization. Gene Ontology annotation, cellular component: cytoskeleton; myosin complex; cytoplasm. The record is from RefSeq and is a predicted model, not a curated record. NCBI's taxonomy places the organism in Eukaryota, Metazoa, Arthropoda, Insecta, Lepidoptera, Sphingidae. Gene Ontology annotation, molecular function: protein serine/threonine kinase activity. The transcript is spliced from 16 exons. Bases 84 to 2720 code for a protein of 878 amino acids.
CCGCCCGCACCCGCUCUCACUAGUCGAACGGUGCCCGACCGGUAACGUAGCGCCGACUGCCGACCGAGAGACGAACAGCGACAAUGUCCGCCGUGGCGAAGACUUCCAAGUACACCUACCGCAGCAGCGGCGGUGGCACCACCGACGUCAACAUCGAGUACAGCGCCGACCUGAGUGCUCUCUCCAGGCUGGAGGACAAGAUCCGUCUCCUCCAUGAUGAUCUGGAAUCCGAAAGGGAGCUGCGUCAGAGGAUUGAGAGAGAGAAGGCGGAUUUGAGCGUACAAGUCAUUCAACUGUCCGAAAGGCUGGAGGAAGCUGAAGGCGGAGCCGAGAGUCAGUUCGAGAUCAACAGAAAACGCGACACCGAACUUACCAAGCUUCGCAAACUUCUGGAAGAUGUCCACCUGGAGUCCGAGGAGACCGCCCACCUGCUCAAGAAGAAGCACCAGGAGAUCGUGGUCGACUUCCAGGAACAAAUCGACCAGCUUACCAAAAGCAAAGCCAGGUCUGAAAAGGAAAAGUCCAAGUUCCAGGCUGAAGUUUACGAACUGUUGGCGCAAGUCGAGAAUGUCACCAAGGAGAAGAUCACCAUCUCCAAGACCUGCGAGAGGCUUGAGAUCACCAUCUCCGAGCUGAACAUCAAGAUCGAGGAGCUGAACCGCACCAUUGUAGACAUCACUUCCCACAAGCAGCGCCUAUCCCAGGAGAAUGUUGAACUCGUUAAGGAAGUUCAGGACCUCAAGGUGAACAUUGAGAACGUGGUGUACCUGAAGAGCCAGGUGGUCAGCCAGCUCGAGGACUCUCGCCGCAGGCUCGAAGAUGAGGAGAGGAGGCGCUCUCUGCUCGAAGCUAACCUUCACCAGGUUGAGAUCGACCUUGAGUCGGUCCGCGUCCAGCUCGAGGAGGAAUCCGAGGCGCGCCUGGACCUGGAACGCCAGCUCGUUAAGGCCAACGGUGAGGUCGGCCACUGGCGCUCCAAGUUCGAAGCCGAGGCCGCCGCCAGGGCUGAAGAGAUCGAGGAGAUCCGCCGCAAGUACUCCAUCCGCAUCCAGGAGCAGGAGGAGCAAAUCGAGACCCUCAUCGCUAAGAUCAGCAAUGUUGAAAAGCAGAAGUCUCGUCUCCAGAGCGAGGUUGAGGUCCUCAUCAUCGACCUUGAGAAGGCCAACGGCACCGCUAGGGAGCUGCAGAAGAGGACUGAGCAGCUUGAGCGCGUGAACAUUGAGAUCAAAUCGCGCCUGGAGGAGACCGUGCAGUUGUACGAGCAGACCCAGCGCGACCUGCGCAUCAAGGUCACGGAGAUCCAGCGUAUCAGCCACGAGCUCGACAAGACCCGCGAACAGAAGGACGCUCUUGGCCGCGAGAACAAGAAGCUUGGUGAUGACUUGCACGAUGCCCGCGCUAACCUCACGGAGUUGACCCGCCGUCUUCACGAGCUCGAAAUCGAGCUGCGCCGUCUUGAGAACGAGCGAGAAGAACUCACCGCCGCGUACAAGGAGGCCGAAGCCGGUCGCAAAGCUGAGGAGCAGCGCGCGCAGAGGCUGACCGCCGAGCUUGGCCAGUUCCGCCACGAGGCCGAGCGUCGUAUCCAGGAGAAGGAGGAGGAGAUCGAGGCUAUCCGCAAGCAGACCAGCAUCGAGAUUGAGCAGCUGAACGCUCGUGUCGUCGAGGCUGAGACUAAGCUGAAGUCUGAGGUGACUCGCAUCAAGAAGAAGCUCCAGAUCCAGAUCACCGAGCUCGAACUUUCUCUUGACGUUGCUAACAAGACCAACAUCGACCUGCAGAAGACCAUCAAGAAACAGUCCCUUCAGCUCACCGAGAUCCAGACCCACUACGAUGAGGUCCAGAGGCAGCUCCAGGUGACCCUUGACCAGUACGGCGUCGCCCAACGCAGGAUACAGUCUCUCACCGGCGAGGUCGAGGAGAUCCGUGGCAACUACGAGCAGGCCCUCCGCGCCAAACGCGUCGUCGAGCAAUCGUACGAAGAGGCGCAGACCCGCAUCAACGAGCUGACUGUCAUCAACGUGAACCUGUCCAGCAGCAAGGCCAAGAUCGAGCAGGAACUCGCUGUCGUCGCUGCCGACUACGACGAGAUCACCAAGGAGCUCCGCAUCGCCGACGAGAGAUACCAGCGCGUCCAGACCGAGCUGAAGCACACCGUCGAGCACCUGCAUGAGGAACAGGAGAGGAUCGUCAAGAUCGAAGCCAUCAAAAAGUCUCUCGAAAUCGAAGUCAAGAACCUGUCUGUGCGUCUGGAGGAGGUCGAGGCCAACGCCAUCGUUGGAGGCAAGCGUAUCAUCAGCAAACUCGAAGCCCGCAUCAAGGACAUGGAACUGGAACUGGACGAGGAGAAGAGGAGGCACGCUGAGACCAUCAAGAUCCUCCGCAAGAAGGAGCGUCAGCUCAAGGAGGUCAUUAUUCAGUGCGAAGAGGACCAGAAGAACAUCGUCCUCCUUCAGGACUCUCUUGAGAAGACUUCCCAGAAGGUCAACAUCUACAAGAGGCAACUCACUGAGCAGGAGGGUGUAUCCCAGCAGAGCGUGACCCGAGUACGACGAUUCCAGCGCGAGCUGGAAGCGGCCGAAGACCGUGCCGACGCCGCCGAGAGCAACCUGUCUCUCAUCCGCGCCAAGCACCGCACCUUCGUGACCACCUCCACGGUGCCCGGCUCCCAGGUUUACCUGGUGCAGGAGUCCCGCGCCCUCAGCACGGAGCGCAUGUGAACACGUCGCCACACUUCAUGUGAGCGCCCAACCCCUCGCCCCGCCACACCAGCAUUUCUCUCCACCAGUCAACAGAGGGGCGCAAUUCCGGUCGGGUAUAAGCCUAGUCGUUUGUUAAGUGAUGUAUGGAAGGGCGGGUGGCGCUACUGAGCCACGUAUGGCUCGGUGGCGCGACCUGCCCCCUCCGGGCCGGGACGCGCGCUCGGCGCUGCGGCUCGCCCUAACCUCGCCGUGUCUCUACACCGGCCAAACGCCGACCGCUCGUCCCGACUACUUUUAUAAAUGUAUGUAAUGCUAAUUCAACCAAAUAAAGGAACCAAAAAAUUUAA